AUGACCGGUCCGUCUCUAUCGCAGAUUCUCGAUCCCCCGCGACCAGUUUCGUCCGUUUUGCAUGCUGCUCAACCAUAUCAACCUCAGCCUCAAUCUCGACCCAGUGCUGCUGUGCCGCCGCCGCUGCGUACCGGACCUUCAGGCCAACCCUUUGGUAUUGGUCACGGCUCGCUGGCCACAAUCCCAGAGUCGCUUUCGUCGCAGCCGUACCUCAAUGCGGCCGAGUCCGCUCCCCCCUUGGCCUCUGCCUUGACCUCGACCUCGACCACGACCACGACCACGACCACGACCACGGCCACGACCGCGGAACCGCUGCCAGUUGAGGGCUCUGCUUCUGCUACGCCAUCACGUCAGAACCAUGGAGGCAACAACUUGUAUGCAUGCCGGGAUUGUGGACGCUCCUACUCUCGGCCGGAACACCUCGUCAGGCACGUCCAAACUCACACGCUAGGUCGUCGCUUUUCUUGCGAGAUCUGCCAAAAAUCCUUUGCUAGAAAGGAUCUUCUGCGUCGUCACGUUGCGAACCAUGAAAAUGAUACGCCGCAUAAACGACGGCGAACAAACUCGUCCCCGGGAGCUGGUCGUGUCUCUCAGGCGUGUCGACCAUGCGCCGUGGCCAGAGUCAAGUGUGACGAUUGCAAGCCUUGCAGGCGUUGCGUGAAUCGCAAACUGACUUGCAUCUUUUCAGAAGCCGGUCCCUUCUCCACUCCUCAUCACCAUUUGCCAGUAAAUGCACGUGCUACAGCUGCCCAGCAUUCUGGCCAUUCCUCCGCAGCUGUGGCAGCACCUCUAGCCGCACAUGCUGCCGAGUCAGGCAAUUAUUCUUCGCCAGCUUCGCACAGCCAUGUUUAUUCGGCACCGAGUGGUCCUUCCUCCGGCCCUGAUGCUAGCAGCAAGACCAGCCCGUGCUCACAAGCAACGUCAUUCAAGCCAGAGGAAAGCCAAUUGCCAACGCCGGAAACUGUCAUGGACCAAGCCAACAAUGAGACACUUGCGCCGCCGGUCUAUGAACCUCCAACAGGGGUCAUGGAUUUCAACAACUCGCCGUUUUUCGAUUUCCUUCGCGAUGUUCUAUACGAGCAGCCAUUUGAUCCGAACAAGAUGACGGCCACGCAAGGAAUGCCCGUUCUUGAUUUCUGCGACAAUGCCAACCUUGAACUGACGGACCUAGAUUUUGGCAUGCUGGACCAAUGGAACAUGGACGGCAUGAGUGAAGGCACCAUGCCUGUUCAGGAUUUCGUCGGCCGCCCUGAAAAUUCACCCGAGAUAAACCAGAUGCGAAAGAGCUUAGUCAAAGUCUGGACUGAAUCGCCAUGGCGUUGGGAUCCAAAUUCUAAUGACAGUGGGUAUAAGGAGCAGAGCUUCUUUGCUGUAUCGGCCCAAGAUACAUCCAGCUCCCAAUUUCAACAUAGCCGAGAUCGUCUGGAAAGAGUUGUCGUCGAGAAAUUGGAGCAAUCCGGAAGAGACCGGGUCAUGGCCAUUCUCCUCUCCCAGUGCCGCCAGACCUCGGUAGCUAACCAAGUUGCCGCGUCUUUCCCCACCGUGGAAGUGCUGGAUACCCUCACGCAUAUUUUUCUUGCUGCUCAAGCUUGCCAGGUAGACUCUUGGAUUCACUUCCCCACGUUCAAACUCAAGGAUCAGUGGCCAGAGUGGAUCGCCAUGGCUGCCGCUCACGGGGGCUACUUGACGCCCGUGCCAACAUUGCGCAAGUUUGGUUUCGCAGUGAUGGAAGCCGUCCGCAUCACAAUUCCGGCUCGGUUCGAAGAGAACAAUACGGCGAUCCAGCGGUUAGGCUUAGUUCAAUCACUAAUCUUGGUCCAGGAUCUUGGUCUCUGGAGUGGCAACCGCCGUAGGAUGGAAAUCGCAGAAUGCCACCUUGUCAUUCCUGUCACGAUGAUGCGAUAUCGAGGCAAGUUUCAAAGAGCAAAGUAUCCCAUUAUCAAUGUCGAUGCAUCGGAAGAAGGCGAAGCUCUCGAGGCAAAGUGGAAGUUGUGGAUCGAGAGAGAGCAGUGGAAACGGUUCGAGUUGACUUUGCCGCUGCCCGAAGCCAGAGAGUUGUGGCUGGCAAAAACGGCACGGGAAUGGAAGGCACAGUACCUUGAGAGGAACGCAGGACUUUUGAAGCGGCCACCGUCUGUGGGUGACGUAUUCCACGACGUUCACCUGCUGACGGCAAAUCACGCGCGUCUGGACGUUCAGUUUUCGAUUUCCAUCUUUCUUCACGGAUUCUGGGCCUUGAUUCUGGAAUACCGACAACUCAGUUCGGUGCACAAGUCGCGGUCGUAUGCGAACAGCCUGGGAGGCAACCCCAACUUGCUCCUGAGCUCUCGUCACCAAGAGCUAGUCAAAGACCUGCAGAGCUUUCAUCUCAUUGCGGCUGGUUGGCAAGACAUGUCGGCACGGGAGCAUCUACUCCUCUACCUUCUAAUGAUGAAUCUGCACGUGUCCCUGGACGACUUGCAAUUGUUCCUGGGCAAGGAGGGCGAAGACCAGGCCCGGCGCAUCUACCCAAUCCUGCAGCAAUGGAUCACCAGUUCUGAAGCCCGCUCGGCGGCUUGGUGCGCGUCGCAGGUUCUGCGCUACGCCAGAUUCUUCCCGCCAGGUCACCUCAAGGACUUUUACGCGGUAGCGGUACACCACGCCUCGAUCACGCUGUGGACAUAUGGGGUAGUGACAAGAGCAAACCGGCGGCAGUACGUGGCCUCGCAGCUUGGGGCAGAGCCAAUAUACUUGGACGGUGCGGACUCGAUCGCGAUCCAGCGAUUCAUUGGGUUCGAGCAAGGUCGGCCCUUGAUCAGGGGGCCCACGAUUCGCGGAACAGCAACGGAGGCAGCGCUGCAUGCCCCCCGGGCCUGCACGGAGACGGCUCAGGAUAUUCUGCGCGUCAACUUUACGCAGGCGCAGGAGGGACUGCCUCCCAUGGUUGAGAACUUGAUUCAACUGAUCAAACAGCUCGGGAAUGCGGCGUGGGCAGUUGGCUUGGGUUGA
Metarhizium album ARSEF 1941 is the source of this 2988-nucleotide messenger RNA. Its product is annotated as C6 and C2H2 transcription factor RegA-like protein. Gene Ontology annotation, biological process: regulation of DNA-templated transcription. The coding region runs from base 1 to 2988 and encodes 995 amino acids. Gene Ontology annotation, molecular function: zinc ion binding; DNA-binding transcription factor activity, RNA polymerase II-specific. The record is from RefSeq and is a predicted model, not a curated record. The transcript has 6 exons. NCBI's taxonomy places the organism in Eukaryota, Fungi, Ascomycota, Sordariomycetes, Hypocreales, Clavicipitaceae.